Molecule: messenger RNA, 1128 nt
Organism: Lichtheimia ornata
Lineage: Eukaryota; Fungi; Mucoromycota; Mucoromycetes; Mucorales; Lichtheimiaceae
Exons: 6
Coding region: 1-1128 (375 amino acids)
Cellular component (GO): mitochondrial outer membrane
Molecular function (GO): ATP binding; ATP hydrolysis activity
Source: RefSeq, a predicted model, not a curated record
AUGGUGCAAUCUUGGUGGCAACGGCCUGAAACUAAACGUUACGCAGCCGAUGUUGCGGUUUUUGCACUAUCACAGGUUGCCUUUUAUUUUGCCUUCAAGUGGAUAGUGGGCUCGCUUGAUCCUACAAAAGCCAAGAAACAAGAAGCCAAGAAUAAGAGUUCAAAAGUGCUUGGAAAGCUUGGUGUCAAGGAUCUCAAGCUGACCGAAUAUGAGCAAAUCAUCGCCGCUGAAGUGGUUCAUCCAGAUGAAAUUCAUGUGACAUUCAAACAAAUCGGUGGAUUGGAUCACAUUGUACAAGAUUUGCGAGAAAGUGUCAUUUAUCCUUUGUGCUAUCCUGAAUUAUUCACUUCAGCAUCAGGCUUGCUUGGUGCUCCAAAGGGUGUUUUAUUAUAUGGUCCUCCAGGCUGUGGUAAAACCAUGUUAGCCAAGGCUCUUGCAAAGGAAAGCAAUGCGACAUUUAUCAACCUCCACGUUUCCACGUUGACCGAUAAAUACUAUGGUGAAUCCAAUAAGCUGGUCGCCGCUUUAUUUUCUCUUGCUCGCAAGUUACAACCAGCCAUUGUCUUUAUUGACGAAAUCGACUCCUUCUUACGAGAACGACGAAGCACCGAUCAUGAAACCACAGGCAUGAUGAAGGCUGAAUUCAUGAGUUUGUGGGAUGGCUUGACAACGGGUGAUGAUAUGCGCAUUGUUGUUCUCGGUGCAACCAAUAGACCCAACGACAUCGACUCUGCUAUCCUUCGAAGAAUGCCAAAGCGUUUUGCAGUUAGACUCCCAUCCGAAGAUCAACGACGAAGCAUUCUCGAGUUGCUACUUCAAGAUAUCAAGCUGGCUCCUGAUUUUGAUAUGAAUGAGCUCUUAAAGCGUACCGCCGAUUGCUCUGGAAGUGACCUCAAAGAACUUUGUCGCAAUGCAGCCAUGAUUCCCAUUCGUGAGUAUGUUCGUUCGGUCCAAAAGGAUACAGAUGCAACGGAUGGCAACCAGCUUUUGGAUAUUGAUAUCACCAACAUCAACACAAGACCGCUGACAUUGGCUGAUUUUUACUCUUAUGACGAGACCAACUCAAAGACCUACAGCUACACCCGAAGAGAUACAGAUACCACGGUUCAGCAAGAGAACCUGGAUUAA